AGCCCCCACCUGUCCUUUGUCGUGCGGCUCUCGUUCGCGCUCCCCCUUGCCUCCGUCGGCCCUUCUCACUCGCAUCUCUUGCCUUUCUCACUCGCAUCUCCCGCCCUCGCUACGCGUCGAGGUAAAAUGCAGCGGCCUCGCCGCAAGGUUUUCGAGCUCUGCACGAUUCCCCUCGACGAUCAUAGUGGUGGAAACGAGAAUGGAGGGGGUAGCGCAGAUCCCCCCUUGCCCAUCCAUCCCCCCUCUCAUAGGGUCCCUCUCCCUCUUGUGUGCUCUGCACCCGACUUCAUCCGAUUGCUACGUCGCGCGGAUCGCAUCUUGAGGCGUCAAUUGGUGUCAUAG
Molecule: messenger RNA, 342 nt
Organism: Schizophyllum commune H4-8
Lineage: Eukaryota; Fungi; Basidiomycota; Agaricomycetes; Agaricales; Schizophyllaceae
Exons: 1
Source: RefSeq, a predicted model, not a curated record